AGUAGUUUUUUAUAUCGAUAUAUCUAGAAGAAAGCUUAUGUGAUAUCCUGGCGUGUGUGACAGCGAUAGCUGCAACAGAAUUAGCACUUUGUUUUAUAUAUUCGAGUGACGUUAACGUAGAUGAAGUGUGGUUCCAAAUUUAGAGGAGCAGAAUUUUUAAAAAAGCAUAACAGCAGUUUUUUCGUAUUUUUGUAGUUUUUUUUUCAUUAGCACGUAUUGUUAUGUUCUAGUGUUUAUAAAUAUCUCGCAUUAGCGAAAAAACUUUUCCAUGUCUCACAUGUUUGUCGUUGAUUAUAGAUUUUGAUCGAAUAUACUUAUUGCAUUAUCCAAUUUAUAUCUCUUUAUAUACCGUCAUAUACCUUUGUGUACCUAUCUAAAAUUUUCGAUAAACAAAUCGGUCAUUUAAUUUGAAUAUAUCUGUUCACAGAGUUCGCAAGUCAUUUUGCUCAUCAAACAAUAUUCUAUUUAAAAUCACCGACAAUGUACAAAGAAUUGUUUGAACAGUGGCCUGGCUCGCUUUAUAAACUGGUGAGCAAAUACACAUGAAGAGAGCAAUUGCAUAAUUUAUUUCAAACUUGCAGAAUCGAUGUGCGUGUCAGUAGGUAUUAGUGUUUACUUAGAAAAUGACUUUGUUCUUGGCAUUCGAAUUGUCGUGCGAGUUGAAGAGCAGUCGCGCGAGUCCCUCGUGUCUGAAUCAGUCGGUCCUCAAGAUCGAUAAUUGCGAUGAGGCACACGAUUGGCGCGCGAAUAAAACUUUAUUAUGCUUUAACAGAGCAGUCAGGUAAUUGUCGUGUGACACGAAUAACUGCUGUAAUGUGUACCGUUAUCUAACAAACUAAAUUGACUACUUUAUUUGCUGCGGUCGAUAUGAAGUAAAUGCAGUGUGGCUGCAAUCGCAAAUAUAUUGGCUCCGGGAUCGUUGUGCAUCGUGCUCGAGCUGGUUUUGUUGAGCUGACUUAUAAAAUCAGUAACAUUCCUACUAUCGACAAUCGCCAUAAAAGGAUGUUUAGCAGACUCGAUCUCUAUUUGAUUUUAAGUCCGAUUAUUUUCACGUGGGUAUCAUUUGAUUUCGUGUGCGGUCUAUUGAUUAGGCCGACUUAUGUGUACGAGGGUUUGAUCAAAAGUAUACAUGACUAUUUCAAUAACACAUGCAUCCUACUUCUGCACAAUUCUAAUGAGACAGGAAUCAUGGAAGAUGAACACAUGCUCUUUCUUCAGAAAUAUCUGAGCAUGAAUAGUUUUAUACGCACUGCUUUCAUGGAUUUUCGUAUGUUUAAUGAACGAGUUGGACAAAGUUUUUUUCACAUCAAGAGGCCUUUGUUCGUCCUAAUGAACGAUGCUUUAAGAGAUGAUUUUGCAUAUGAAAUGGCAUCGUGGAUCGCAAUGUAUUAUCCCACUUGGCUGGUAUUCUUCGGUAACGAGACCAGCAUCUCGGAAUUUUUCUUUGAGAUUUACGUGCCAUUUGACUGUAAGUUUAUGGUGGCUCAGUCUAGCCCAAACGUAACUGGUAGAGAGAUUAUCACCGAAGUCUAUCAAGUUGACAGAGGAAAAGAACUGAGAUCCAACCAGUUCGGUACAUGGGAUGUUCAGCACGGUCUGAAUGGUCCUAAACAUGGUCUAUAUUUUAGAAGAAACGAUCUUUUCGGACAGAAUAUACGUGUUACGUCGAUUCACGACCCUCCUCUCAGUAUGUUUCGUCGUAACGCACACGAUGAGAUAAUAGGAAUAGAUGGCUUUUUUGGGGAAGUAAUAUUCCUAUUGCAAGAAGCACUAAAUUGCACAUUCACUUACAAGGAGGCCGAAACAUGGGGCAUGUGUCUACCAAACCGUUCGUGUACAGGUGUGGUUGAGAUGUUAAAGAAUAACGAUGUUGAUUUUGCGGCAACGGAAUUCAUGAUGACCUCGGAUAGAUUAGAUGCUAUCAGUUUUACACAGCCUAUCUUCACAACCAAGUGUCGUACAUAUAUCAAAAGGCCUGCGAUGACCGAUUUAAAAUGGAAUGCUUACACGGCACCGUUCUCCGGGUCGAUUUGGGGCGCUAUCGUUUUUAUCAUCGUAUUUUCAAGCGGAUUGAUCGUGUUUAUUCAGAAAUUAUUUGCAUUCAUGUUACCGUAUCUUCAAAAUGAUCGUUCGAGAUUUACAGAAAUUUUAUUUUAUACUGUAGGAGCGUUUUGUAGUCAAGGUAUGAAACAAUCGAUGCUGGAUCCUAUAAGAAUGGUGCAGGUCGUAAUUCAUUUAUCAGCUGUCGUGAUCGUAGCAGCGUAUUCCGCUGCCUUAAUUAGUUAUCUUGCUGUUAAAACGUUCGUCAUGCCUUUUACGACUAUGGAUGGCCUACUGAGGGAUAAUACUUAUCGUUUUGGCGUGAUCAAAGACUCAGCUGAUUAUAGUUUCUUCCAGAACACAUCGGAUAGAACGAUGAGAGUGCUGUUUGAUCAGUUACUAAAAAAAGAAACUGAUUUGCCGAAUAAUGCUUUGGAUGGCCUAGGACGCGUUUGUAGGGAGAAGAAGUAUGCCUUUAUGAUGAUGGAUAGCACGGCAAUAUUGCUAAAGCCGAUGAUCAGCUGCAAGUUGGAGUCGUUGGAUGUUAUCACGCAGUCCACCAUAGCGAUGGCUCUGCAACCAAACAGUCCAUACCGUGGUAUCAUUAACAAAAAUAUUCUUGUAUUAAGAGACAGUGGAAUUCUGCAACGUUUAAUGCAGACGCAAUGGUCGAGCAGCCUAAACGAAAUAAAUGAAAAAUCAGGAUGGAAAUCGGUCGAGAUCGGCGACAUAGUGCCGCUACUGCUUUUAAUAAUUAUUACGUUGUUCAUCAGCUAUUUCAUCUGCGUUGUGGAACAAGUUAUCUACAAAGCAAUGUCUAAUCAACGAAUCAAGCAACAAGUCAAUGAUCCGCGGCAGCUGGACAUAAAUAUGAUGUUACGUCGCUACAAAAAAUUUUUAACCCAGAAAUAACCAUUCCAUUCUUUUUUUCGUAAAUGAUCAGCUGGGAUGUUUUUUACACCCUAAUUAAAAGUCAUUAUUAUUAACUACAUAUUGUAUAUUAUUGAUUGUACUACAAUUUAUCUAAUUUAUUAUGUAUAUAAACUUAGUCAAUAUUUUCUGAAGAAACAUUUUUCAUGUCUAUCUUCUAUUUUUCUUGUUUUCACAUGCAAAGUAAAGAACGGUUAAAUUAUUUUAAAUUUCGAAUUCUUCGUGUCGUGUAUGCGAUCUCAUAUAGUUUUGUUUACAACGGUGCGGUCACAGUAUACGCUGUGGGGGGCAAAACUCGUAGGCUAUAGAAUUUGCUGAUUUCCCUGGCAGUCGUUUCCAGAGUUUACCAAGCGAUAAGUCAAGUUAAAGUCACGUCUCUUGCUAGUGUUUCUAUCGAGUACCGAGAAUCUUUUGUCUCUUCUAUUGAAUAAUUGUAAUAUAUAAUUACGUGCUUGCAAGUAUUUCUAGCUGCUGAGUCAUGUCGUCGAAGUUUCGUGUGUCGGAAUAUCAGAAAGAGUUAGAAGAGAAGUACCGUAUGUCCAUGAAUAAAGAAAAUGUGUACAGUGUGCAAAAUGGCAAACUCGAAGGCAAAAGCGAAGGAAAGAGGAAAGGCUUAUCGUGGAACGCGGAAAAUCGUGUCGUUCGUAGGACAACGUCGAUGCAAAACUUUUUCGUCGGCCAACCAAAGUUCCAGAUUUAUCACGAUGGCAAUGACGAGAAUGUCCGAUCACGCCCUCGUGUGCGAAAAGAUGUAUGCAGAAAAGAGAUCAGAGCAAGAGGAUCAGAGCAAGCCCAAACGGAAAACCCGAAUAACAAAAAGCCCGAAAAGACAAUUGUGUCGACAACUGAAGCAGCGGCAGUCAAAAUUGAUUCU
Messenger RNA from Solenopsis invicta (red fire ant), 3844 nucleotides. Its product is annotated as glutamate receptor ionotropic, delta-1. The transcript is spliced from 12 exons. The record is from RefSeq and is a predicted model, not a curated record. Gene Ontology annotation, molecular function: glutamate-gated receptor activity. Gene Ontology annotation, cellular component: membrane. Bases 877 to 2952 code for a protein of 691 amino acids. Lineage: Eukaryota; Metazoa; Arthropoda; Insecta; Hymenoptera; Formicidae.